This is a messenger RNA of Komagataella phaffii GS115, 1623 nucleotides long. RefSeq names its product Putative transporter, member of the sugar porter family. The coding region runs from base 1 to 1623 and encodes 540 amino acids. The transcript has a single exon. Gene Ontology annotation, molecular function: carbohydrate:proton symporter activity. Gene Ontology annotation, cellular component: membrane. The record is from RefSeq and is a predicted model, not a curated record. NCBI's taxonomy places the organism in Eukaryota, Fungi, Ascomycota, Pichiomycetes, Pichiales, Pichiaceae. Gene Ontology annotation, biological process: transmembrane transport; carbohydrate transport.
AUGUCGCUACUAGGUAGAGCAAGAUCGUUGAACUACCAAGGGAAACUAUAUGACAAGUUUCCAACGAUUUACAACAUUCAUGUCAUAGCAAUAACAGCAACUGUUUCUGGUCUCAUGUUUGGUUUUGAUAUCUCUUCGGUAUCUUCUUUUGUGAGCCAGGAGCAUUACAGAAACUACUUUAAUCGGCCAGACAGUUUGACACAAGGUGGAAUAACUGCUAGUAUGGCCGGUGGAUCUUUUGUAGGUUCGUUAGUUUCUUCCGAUUUUCAGGACAUAUUUGGUAGAAGGGUCGCUCUCCAUGUGUGCAGUGCAUUAUGGAUCACCGGAGCUAUUAUUCAAAGUGCUUCGCAAAAUCAAGGUAUGUUGAUUGCAGGAAGAUUUAUUUCUGGUCUUGGUAUCGGAUUCGGGUCAGCUUCUGCUCCAGUAUACUGUUCUGAAGUUUCACCUGCAAAAAUUAGGGGCUUGAUUGGAGGCCUUUUUCAACUUUCGGUCACCGUGGGUAUCAUGGUAAUGUUCUACAUUGGAUAUGGAUGUCACUUCAUCGACGGUGUUGCAUCAUUCAGACUGGCUUGGGGUCUGCAGAUGAUUCCAGGUUUUAUUCUACUGGUGGGCGUCUUCUUUAUUCCAGAAUCACCAAGAUGGCUAGCGAACCAUGAACGCUGGGAUGACGCGGUUGAAAUUAUUGCCAAUGUCGUGGCUGACGGUGAUAGGGAAGACCCUGAUGUCCAUUUGCAAUUGGAUGAACUUCAGGAACAAGUGUUGAUCGAUAAAGAUGCAGCCAAUUUUGGCUAUGCAGAUCUAUUCAAAAAAGAUUGUAGAAAACGUACCUUCAUUGGUGUAUCUGCCCAAAUAUGGCAACAGCUUUGUGGUAUGAAUGUGAUGAUGUAUUAUAUUGUGUACAUCUUUGAGAUGGCUGGAUAUUCAGGAAACGUGAAUCUGGUCUCGUCUUCUAUUCAAUAUGUUUUGAAUGUUGUUAUGACCAUACCGGCUUUAUUUUUGAUGGACCGUGUUGGUAGAAGACCUCUGCUCAUAGGUGGUGGAAUUUUCAUGUUUAUUUGGUUGUUUGGAGUUGCAGGCUUAUUGGCUACUUACUCUGAGCCAAUUGAAAAUUUUGGUGGUGACGACACUGUUCGAAUACUUAUCCCUGACGAACACAAGGCGGCAGCUAGGGGGGUCAUUGCUUGUUCGUACCUAUUUGUUUGCUCGUUUGCGCCAACAUGGGGUAUCUGUAUUUGGGUUUAUGUAUCAGAGAUUUUCAAUAACAGACAGAGAGCUAAGGGAGCUGCACUGGCUACUUCGGCAAAUUGGAUUUUCAACUUUGCUCUAGCUAUGUUCGUACCAAGUGCUUUUCGGAAUAUUACCUGGAGAACGUACAUUAUCUUCGGCGUGUUUUCGGUUUGCUUGACUGUCCAUGUCAUUGUGCAAUUUCCAGAAACCAGAGGGAAGACCUUGGAAGAGAUUGAUAAGAUGUUCAAAGACAAUAUUCCUGCAUGGAGAACAAGUUCCUAUGUCCCUGAAAUGCCGAUCGUUCACAAAGAAAAGAUUGGAUCGACAGAGCAUAUAGAAAAUGCUUCCAACUUGUCUGAGAAGCCGAUUAUGGUUCACGAGGAGGAGUCUGUUUGA